AUGCGGUUGCCGGUGUUUCUCGGACUUUUGGCACUUUCAAUCGCAUCAGAAGAAGUAGCUACAACCGAAAGAACUACUUUUAGUGUUGAGGGCAAUGUCAUUUUUCCGUCAUCUGCACAUUCUGGUCGAAAAUGGGCUGCCAACUCUCGAAUACUUCUAAAUCAUGGUGAGCAUAUUGGAUUUGUACGUGAAGACGGCUCAUUCACUGUGGAUAACGUACCAAGCGGUAGUUAUAUUGUGCAGGUUGAAAAUGUUGAUUUUGUGUUCGAACCGAUUCGCGUGGACAUCACCGGCAAAGGAAAGAUUCGCGCUAGAAAGUUAACUGUCUUACAGCCAAAUGUUGUGAAUCAACUACCUUACCCACUGAAACUCAGCGCGAGAGAGGCGACACGAUAUUUCCGCAAGCGAGAAGAAUGGAGAAUUACUGACAUGUUGAUGAAUCCAAUGGUUCUUAUGCUCGUGGUCCCGCUCGUGAUCAUGCUCAUUAUUCCAAAGAUGACGGCCAACGAUCCACAGUUGCAGAAAGAAAUGGCUGAAAUGCAAAUGCCAAAGUUGGAUAUGCCCGACAUGAGUGAAAUGAUGGCUAAUCUUUUCGGUGGGGCCCCAAAACCAAAGAAAAAAGCUGUCACAAAUGGACCUCAAAAGAAGAACAGGUGAUUUGGAAGAGCUUUCUAACCUCUGGUCGAUGUCACUCAUCUCCUGCUCACGGAUAUGUCUGAAGCGGAUUUGUUCUUUUUUCUCUGUGAAUGUGCUGUAAUUGUCGUUAGAUAGCUGUCUCGUGCAACUGUUCUUUGCAAAUAUCGUAAUAGCUUUUGCUAUUUCUUAAACGUUAUGUCUAGUGAGAAUCGUAGGUGUCACGGGUAUGUGAUAUUACUUUACUCUUAAGUAUUCAUGAGUGAAAGAAUGGCUACCCUGUAGAAACUUUUUUUUUCGUACUUGAGACGCAAAAUUACACCGAUUCUAAAUGCCCAGCUGAUGCAGACGGUUGCCAUGAGCAACCGUAAUGGACUGGGCUAUAUUUUGCCAUCUGCACUCUUACUCGAUUUGAUCCCUUUUUUUUCUUUCGU
Molecule: messenger RNA, 1067 nt
Organism: Cylicocyclus nassatus
Lineage: Eukaryota; Metazoa; Nematoda; Chromadorea; Rhabditida; Strongylidae
Source: the annotation of a GenBank genome assembly